Messenger RNA from Megalops cyprinoides (Indo-Pacific tarpon), 1620 nucleotides. Its product is annotated as proto-oncogene c-Fos-like. Bases 130 to 1281 code for a protein of 383 amino acids. Gene Ontology annotation, molecular function: DNA-binding transcription factor activity, RNA polymerase II-specific; RNA polymerase II cis-regulatory region sequence-specific DNA binding. Lineage: Eukaryota; Metazoa; Chordata; Actinopteri; Elopiformes; Megalopidae. Gene Ontology annotation, biological process: regulation of transcription by RNA polymerase II. The record is from RefSeq and is a predicted model, not a curated record. The transcript has 4 exons. Gene Ontology annotation, cellular component: nucleus.
UAAACCUGGUGGAAGUCGUUGGAGAAACUCUGCGUUUAACCACAUUACCCACCGCUAGAAUUAGCUUUCUAAAGGACGCUAGGGUUACAAUUCUGUUGUAUCUAUCGAUAGUUGCAAUUUUGUAGAGAGAUGUUUCCAAACUUUAGCUCCGACUACGAUUCUUCGUCUCGCUGCAGUACUGCAUCUCCUGCCGGGGACACCCUUACGUAUUAUCAGCAGUCACCGGCUGAUUCGUUUUCCAGCUCUUCUGCUUCUCCGAUGGAGAAGACACAGCAGGAACUCUGUACAGAAAUAGAUGUUUCUGGGGUUUCCUUUGUUCCGACUGUCACUGCGAUCUCAACUACCCCGGAUUUGCAGUGGAUGGUCCAGCCGACCAUGAUCACGUCUGUCUCCCCUUCUGUGGGUACAGCUCAAACCUAUAAAGCACAGAGCUCUGCCCAGACGACUAAAGCCAGCGCGAGCAGGGGACAAACCACUGCCAGAAAGGGGAAGACUGAGCAGCAGCUUUCUCCAGAAGAGGAGGAAAAGAAGAGGAUCAGGAGAGAAAGGAAUAAAAUGGCUGCAGCAAAGUGCCGCAACAGACGGAGGGAACUCACAGACACACUGCAAGCUGAGACUGAUAAGCUGGAAGAAGACAAGGCAGCUCUACAGACAGAGAUUGCCAACCUGCUGAAGGAGAAAGAGAAGCUGGAGCUCAUUUUGGCUGCUCACAAACCAGCGUGCAAAAUUGCAGAGGACCUAGACUGUAUCUUCCAGGAACCGAUAGGUUCCCCCCAGUUGCUCUCUGCUCUGGGAAAUGGAAAGCUCCCUGAAGAUAGCUCAGUGGAGCCUUCCCUGCUUCAGGACUCUGAUGCCACCAGCUUCCCUACCACUGCCAUCUCUGGGAACUCCAACAUACUGCUCUGCUCCAGUGCCGAGGUGAGCAUCUGUGACCUAGAGCCUUCCCUAGAUGUUAAGGAAGAGCCCUUGGAGGACCUUCUCCCUGGCAUGGAGAAGAAUGCCCUGGAGACAGCCCGCUCUGUCCCGGACAUUGACCUAAGCAGCUCCUUUGGGGUGACAGAUUGGGAAACCCUCUACAAAUCAGUGUCCAGCGAUCUGGAGCCCCUGACUACCCCUAUUGUGACUUCCACCCCCACCUGUACAAGUUACCUAUCAGCAUUCGCAUUCACCUACCCGGAGCUUGACUCGCUGGUGGACGGGAUCGACAGCCGCAAAAGCGGAGUGGGCAAAACCGACUCAGUAGUAGAUAUUCUCAACUCUCCAACCCUUUUGGCCUUAUGAUAAAGAUGUUGUUAUAAGGAAUGCACUGGACAGUAUUUGACAACUACAGUCCACAGGAUCUGAUGUCAUCCAAUGUGAUGUGGUGUCUGAAGUUAUCUGCUGUGAUUCAAGCCUUUGAUCCAGUGGUUGCAUCCAUGAGAUGUUUACUGUGACCAAGCCAGUAUUAACUUCUUCCAGAUACAUUUGAUGUAGCUAAAAGCAUGGAUAUUAAUUUCCCUGACAGAAAUGUUAACUAUGGUCUGGUAUUAAAUGCAUGCAGAAAAGUGCCAUAUAAUUUCAGAAUUGCAUUAUUUUUGUUUUAUGGUGCUAGAUCUUUUGUUGUAUUGUGGAGCUAUUGAC